UCAGCUUUAUUUUUUAUGUGAAACUAAAAAAAUAUUAGUGAAAAAUAAUAUAUAAUUUGCUCUAAUAAUUUUUGGAUUGAUCACUAGAAUAAUGUAUAGCUAAGUUGUUGAUUUAGAAAAAGUGAAGUUGUUCUAUUUUUUAGAGAGCUAAGGUCAAGGCGAUAAGUCGGGCGCCACUGACUUAGUCAAGCUGAAUUUUUCCUUCGACUUCUUUGAUCCAACCAUCUGUUCUCUUCUUGAUUUCUAGCACUUUUAAUAUAUUCUUCCUAUUCUAAAUCUUUUCUAGCACUAGUUUAAUUUGGUUUUUUAGUAUUUUCAUGUUAUUAUUUGAUUGUGUUUUUUAACUUGAUUUUGCAAAAACCUAAUUUUGAAUGGUCUAAUCUGCUCUAGGGUUUCUCAAUUUGUUUUCUCUGAAAUCGAUUAUUCUGUGUUUGUCAUGAUUGCAAUCACCUUCUGAGUUUGUUUCUUGAAGUAAUUUUUCUUUCUUUAUCUAUCUUAUCUCUUUAAUUUUUUUCCCUCCUUGGUUUUUCAGAUUUGGUCAUGGGAAACUGAAGGAAGCAAUAUAGGGUCUGAGUAUCUAUUAUCAUCAUGAGAUUGUGGGAUUAGAUUUAAGAGUACAUCUGAUUUUAUGGGUUUUUUGGGGUAUGGUUUUGAUUCACCCAAUUAAUUGGUCUCUUGACUCUUGGUUGUGUUCAUCUGAAGUUGAUAUUUGGGAAUGCUAUCUUAGCAUCAUGAGCUCCUACUAAUUUAUUCAAAAGUGACCUUUGGUAUAAUGGUUGCAACUCUUUGGUUGGAUGAGUUGGCAAAGUCUGGUGGUUACAUGGAUUGAUCUGCUGGCAUGGCUCAACCACAAAAUUGGGUGAUGCUCUUUGAAUGUACCCCCACCUCUUUGAUCAAUUCUUUGGAGAUUCUUCAUCAACGGUAGCGAUUGGAUCAACUUUCCCGCAUCUCGAAGAUUGUUGGAGUGAUUAUUUUUGCACCAACAUAUUUUGGCGCCGACUAAGGGGAUCUACGAAGAAAAGAUCGUGCUCCCCAAUUUAUAAAAGCUGUUCUCAAACGAUUUUCGAAACUAAGGUUUCAAAAUCAUUGUGAUCAAAAGGUUAGAGAAGGUUUCACAACGUACCAGAAAGUUGCAGAAGCUUCAGAACACUUUCAGAAAGUUGCUGAAAGAUUCAGUACUUUUUCAGAAGGUUGUGGGAAGAUCCAAAAAAGUCGCAGAAGGUUCUGCCAAAGUUGUAAAAAGAAUAGUUUGAAAGAAAAGAGAGACGAAUGGAGGCAUCAGGAGCAGAUCGACCUGAGAUGGAUGUAGAUGUACCCACUGGGAAUCAAUCGAAUCAACAAGCAAAUACUCGAACUUUGAGAAACGCUGUUUUUCAAGGCGUUGACGAAAGGGAUGGGAGAUCGACGUCGGUGUCAUCAUCAACAUCAGCUUCUCGUUCUCGUUCUGAGAGGACUAUUCCAAGGGUGAAUUACGUUUUGAUAAAUAGAUCACCACCUCCUACCGCUAGCAGAAAAGUCCGUCAUCAAGGGGAAUCUUCAGGUCAGCACCCGAGUAACCAAGCCCGUCGUGAAGAAGAUAUUGCUAGCAGAGGUGUGCAGGAUCGAGUUAGCAAUCUACUUGUUGGUCAAGCCAACGCCAUACCCGCUGUGCAAACUGAUAUCCCACCUACUGUUCAGACCAAUCUCCAAUCGGUUACUCAAGUUAACAACCCUCAAGCCAUGCAAAUGAACGCUCCACCUGCUGCUCAGCACACACAGGUGACACCUAUCGAUUUAACAGUUCGUGAGCGGCUGCAAGAAUUGGAAAGAGAGAACAAACGUCUCAAGGUAGCUUUAGAGAAGAGAAAGGAGGUCGAAGAAGCUGUUAUUCCUCGUUCCGGCGGCGAGAGAUCAUACCAUCACCGAGAUCCUGACAGUCCGUGCAGAUGGAAUGAUCAUCGCCGGCGUAGCCGAAGCAACAAAAGAAGAGAGGAUAACGGCAGGGAUGUUUACCAGAGCCGUAAUCAUCAUAACGACAUCUAUUAUGAUCGUUACAUCACCAAUAAUGAUCACUACUAUGCAGCUGAGAGGGGUAGGCAUGACGAUACAAGUCGAGUGAAGCAUAGGCAGAGGAUGGAUCACAAAAGAUCGUCACUCAAAGAGGACUAGGCAUAAAAAGGAGCGUUCAAAGAAGAGGACGAACCCUGUUAGGAAUGAACGAAUUCACAGGGGAAUCGAAGGUGACUCGGAGGAAGACGAAGUGCUCAACAAAAAGAAGCUUAGCGCCAUGAUUGACGAGUUGUUAACGCAGAAGCAAUCCAAAGAUGAAGAACAACAAAUCUUUUCCAUGAAGAAGUCAAUGGGCUCCCCAUUUGUUGGGAAGAUAAGACGAUCCCGUCCAUCCUCAAACUUCAGUCAACCUCAGUUCAAAGACUUUUUAUACGGCAAAAGUGGAAAUCCGGUGGAGCAUGUCCAGCGUUUCCAAGCCUCGAUGGGUUUGUGGGGAUACAACGACGAGCUACUGUGCAGAACAUUCCCAACACCUUUGACGGGUACCCCACCUCUUUGAUCAAUUCUUUGGAGAUUCUUCAUCAACGGUAGCGAUUGGAUCAACUUUCCCGCAUCUUGAAGAUUGUUGGAGUGAUUAUUUUUGCACCAACACUAAUAUCUUAUAAUUUAGUGGAACUUCCUCAGAUGUUUUUCUACACUUGGCAUUCUUUUCUGGUAAGCCCGGGGAGUCCUAGUCUAUAACCGAUGAAAUGUUUGUCUGUUGAGUGUGGUUUAAUGCCUUGUCAGUUUUAUCAGUUUGAGUAUGUAGUUGGAUUUAUUCUUGGUUUAAGAGAAAAUCUUGUUUAUAGUCUCAUCAGUUAUUCUUUGUAGCUGCUACUUCAGUUAUUAUAUUUCUUUUAUGUGAU
This is a messenger RNA of Papaver somniferum (opium poppy), 2894 nucleotides long. RefSeq lists its product as uncharacterized. Lineage: Eukaryota; Viridiplantae; Streptophyta; Magnoliopsida; Ranunculales; Papaveraceae. The transcript has 4 exons. The record is from RefSeq and is a predicted model, not a curated record. The coding region runs from base 1270 to 2148 and encodes 292 amino acids.